AGUAUUUUAUAUACCUUGGCGUCAGCAAUUUUGUUUACGAGUGUGUGGACACCAGUGGUGUGGACUCACGAAAAGAACUUUUUGAAGCGGAUCGGUCUUCAAUUACGACGCCGCAGUGAACCAUGGUGAUGGGGGCAUCCCAAAUCACCAAAGAAAAUGGAAAAUCGUCUGUGUCGCACUCGGCCGGCAAAGGGAAAACCACGCUGGCGCAGGUCACCUUACUGGAUGGCACACUUCUAGACUGUCACAUCGGGAAGAACACAACCGGCCAGGAUGUGCUGGAUGAGGUCGCCGCACAUCUGGACCUCUUGGAGAAGGACUAUUUCGGCCUCGUCUACAAAGACAAACAUGCGGAUCGGAAUUGGCUGAUGAUGGACAAACCCGUCAAGAAGCAGAUCAAAGAUGAGCCGUGCCAGCUGCGGUUUGUGGUCAAAUUCUACCCACUGGACCCGAGCCAGCUGGCCGAGGACAUCACCCGCUACCAGCUCUGUCUGCAGAUCAGGGAUGACAUCAUCACCGGCAGCCUACCCUGCUCAUUCGUCACGCACGCCAUGCUCGGCUCGUUCCUGGUUCAGUCGGAGCUGGGCGACUACGAUCCCUCCGAGCACCGGCCCGGCUACCUCUCCGGCUUCCAGCUGGCGCCCAAUCAGACGCCCGAGCUGGAGGAGCGCGUGGCGCACCUGCACAAGACGCUCAGGGGCCUGACACCGGCCGAGGCCGAGCUACAGUACCUGGAGAACGCCAAGAAGCUGGCCAUGUAUGGCGUGGCCCUGCACCCGGCCCGAGACUCGGAGAACUUUGAGAUCAUGCUGGGCGUGUGCGCCUCCGGAAUAAUGGUCUUCAGGGACAGGCUGCGUAUAAACAGGUUCGCAUGGCCCAAGAUUCUGAAGAUUUCCUACAAGCGUCACAACUUUUACGUCAAGGUUCGUCCGGGCGAGUUCGAGCGUCAGCUAACUACCAUCGGGUUCCGGCUGAACACCCCCGCCAAGGCCAAGCAGCUGUGGAAGACGUGCGUCGAGCACCACACCUUCUUCAGGCUGAUGGCCCCGGAGGCGCCGCGCCGCUCCAGCCUGCCGCGGCUCGGCUCCCAGUUCCGGUACUCUGGCCUCACGCAAUACCAGACCCGGCUGAGGGCCCAGCAGCUGGACCGACCGGCGCCGCAGUUCCAGCGAUCCUGGAGCGCCGGCGGAGCGCACCCUGUCCGGGGCGGUGACGGCGAUGGCCACAGUCGGAAGUCGGCGGCGCUGCAGCAGGAGAAUACCGCGCCCGCCAACCACCAGCCGCCGCCCAAGGAGCGGGGCGAUCGUCGGGAGCGCGCCGCCAGUCUCUCGGACUCGGAGUGGUCGCUGUCGGGCAGUGAGGAGUCUCUGCCGCGGCUGGCGGCCCGCACGCCCUCGGAGGCGUACCUGGCGGGCGUGCACCGCCGCGCGGGCCGCCCGGACCGCCGCUACGACUCGUCCCACGCGCUCGGCGAGGAGUGGUGGCCGGAGGAUGAGCCGCGAGACGUGGCGGCGGUGCUGACCGCCUCUCAGCCGGCGCUGCACUGGGCCGCCGGAGACGCGGUCACCUGGCAGCGGCCCCAGCGCGCCGACGGACCGCCGCCCGUGCCCGUCAAGACUGCCGACGCGUACCGGACGCCGUGGAGCGACGACGAGACGCUGUCGCUGCCGGAGCUGCCGCCGCAGCCGCAGACGGGGCGCCGCCGCCGCCGCCGCCGUCGGCGCCGCGCGGCUGAGGACGAAUGGCCCCCGCCGGCGGUGGUGGCUCGCGAUGAGCCCCAGCUGGGCUCGGCAGUGCGCGGCUUCACGCUGGUGACGGGCGGCGCGCCCAUGGUGGCCGUGCAGGGAGCGGACGUGUCGCGACCCGAGGGAGCCGGCGGAGGAGGAGGAGGUGUGGGGCCCGUGCGCGGCCCGGUGGCCGUCUCCAGCGGCCGGCGCCGCCGCUCCUGGGGCGCCGGACCGCCGCGACUGCCCGUCCAGGGCGUCUCCGUGGGUGGACCGGCCGGCCGCCGGCGCCGCCCGCCCAGUACCUCCUCGGACGGCGGUGGGAAGGUGGCCUCGCCAGCCGGACCGCCCGGCCAGCGACACCGGCAGUCCGGAGGCGUCGCCGGCCUCUCGCUGGGGUCAGUUGGAGGUCAGUCGGGCCGCCGUCGCCGCCGCCGCAGGGGCGGCCCCCCAGAGAUCAGUCAGGAGCUACCGCCAGAGGGUCUGGAGCUCGAGCAGCCACCAACACCGGCGUCCGGCACCCAGACACCAGAGCACGUACCCGCUAAAGCGCGCGAGGCAGCUCCAGCACAAACGCCGCCCCAGAUGAUUACAACGCAGCCGGAGUCUGCAGCUGAGCCGUCGAAGAGAGCGCCAACUCCAGAGCACCUGCCUCCCAAACCUCAGGAGGCUGCGCCGACUGAGAUGGCACCGCCGCCGCCGACGGUGGCUCAGCUGGAGCCGACAUCUGAGGUGGACAGCGGGCCGGCGCCAGCUCUGCCGCCGCGGGCGCCGUCCGCGGGUCGACAGCGCGGCCGCCAGGGCCGGCGGCCCGUGUCGAUGGCUGCGACCCACAUGGCCGCGCCGAGGCCGGCCGAACAACAGAGACCCCUCUCGGGGUCGAUGUGGGGAGAGCAGCACCAGCAGCCGGGGUCACAGCUCGCCGAGCAGCAGCACCUCUCAGACCCGCAGCUCUCCGGUCCGGCCGGCAAACACAGCGGAAAACCGGGCCUCUCGCGGUUCUGGAAAGGUACAGAUAAAAGCCCCAAACGCCACAAAGAUGAAAAGAAGGACGAACAGAAGACCGAUAAGGAGGAAAGAGACGACAAGAAGGAAAAGAAAGACGAAAAGAAAGAAAAGAAGAAGGAAAAGGAGGAGAAGAAGAGUGAAAAGAAGGCCGCCAAGCUGGGGAAGGAGUCUGACGGCGUCAGUAAGAUGUUCCUCUCGCUGUUCCCCGCUCCGCCCAAGAAGCGGCCCGUGUCGGGUGAGGAGCAGCUGCCUCCUGUCGUCUCCCAGGAGGCUCCUGACGACUCCCUGAGCCGACAGCCGGCCCCAGCCGAGCUCAGCGUCGACGACGGUCCGGCCGACGAGACGUUCUCCACUGGCGGCGUCAUCAGUGACGACUCCAUCGACGAGGUGUAUGACGUGGAGGCGGCUGAGCGCGCCCUGGUGCGGGACGGCGGCGGCGGCGGCGGCCCGGCGGAGCGGCCGGGCGCUCCGGGAGCCGGGGAAGCCGAGCCGAGCGGCUGGCAGCGGCCGCUCCCGCCCGCUGCCGAGGAGAGUGUCGUCACGGCCGCCGAUGAGAGCACGGCGGGCCUGUCAGCGGCACCAGUGGCACUGGACUCGCGCCGCGAGCCGGAGAGGCAGUCGUUCCGAGCCGAGGUUCAUCACGACCGGCCGCAGGACGAUACCGAUGAGGAGGAUGGGGCCGCGCAGGACCCGCGCGCCGCCGGAGAGGCGCCCGAACAUAUGGAGACGGCCGCGUUCGGCUCCGAACCCGUGCUCGCCGAGGCGGAGACAAAACGUGACAAACGCAAAAGCUGGCAUCUAUUCCCGAAAAAGGACAAAGAUGAAGCUGUUUCGAAGAGAAGAGACAGUUUCGACUCAAAGGCAACAACUGGCGAAGAUGAGAUGCGUAUGGCAAAGUCGCUCGGUAAUCUGAGUGAGAAGAACUCCCAGGACAAGAAGAAACCCUUCUGGAAGAGUCCGGCCCUGUUCCGUAAGAAGAAGAGCGGCGACGAGCUGGGUGUGGUACGCAGCGUCACAUCGCUGGACGACCAGCAGGGGCCAGUUGUGGUGCCCCUGGCGGACGGAUCUCUCGGUGAUAGCCAGCCGGUGCUGGACGGUGAUGAUCAGAUGGCUGAGAGUCUGUACUCGCGCACCGUGGCGCGGCCGGAGGUCAGUGUCGGCGCCCCGGAGCUGCUACCGAGCGAGGUGCGCCAGCGGCCGGCCAAGAAGCCCGGCCUGCUCACCACCGGCGGACGGAUCUUGUCCAUCCUGACGGGCGCCAACAGUGGCCGCAGCCGGGACUCGGCGCUGGAGCCGGAGGCGGCGCCGGCUGACAGCGACGACCCGGCGGCGGCUCUGACGGAGCCGGCGCCUCUGUGGCCGCCCGGCGCCAACCCGGCCGUGUUCGGCGGGGUGACGCACGCCGGCGACCUCAGCUGGUCCGAACCCUCCGAGCGCGGCUCGUUUGACGUGCGCGGCUCCCUCAUCUCUGGCGAGUGUCCGCCGCCGUUUGAGCAGGCGCUGAACACGCCGCUGGUGUACCCGCGGCCGAGCCGACCGCCGCCGGCGCCGCCCGGCGUGUCUGACGGACGGGAGGAGCACCACCCGGCCACCGGCACCGGGGCGGAGUCACAGACGGCGUCCCACCAGCCGCCGCCGGCCGAGACGCCGACGGAGCCACCGCCACUGCCUUCAACCGAGCCGCCGCCACUGCCGCUGACUAGACCACCGACGGAGUCUGCAGCGGAACCAGCACUUCUGCCACCGACAGAACUCAGUGUGGAACCCCCGGCACUUCCAUCCUCCGAGCCGCCGCCGCUGCCGCUGAGUGAGCCGCCUGCCGAGUCACCCACUGAGCCGCCGCCGCCCCUGCCGAGUCAGCCGCCGCCUCCAGUGACUCAGGCGCCGCUCCUGACCCCUGUCUCCCCGCCGCCCAGCUCCGUGUCCUCCUGGUCGUCGCCGCCGGCCCUGCGGCCUGAGGAGUCCCGCCGCCGGCCGGCCGGGCCCGACUGCCCGCCGCCGCGGCUGCUCCCCGCUGUGGACGCCGUCCCUCAGUACAGUAGCGUGUACCAGUUGGAGUCCCCGUCGGCCGCCGCCAUCCACCCGCGUUAUGAAAAGGAGACGACCGUGCCCGCCAUGGCACCGUCGUAUGAGCGUCCGACCACGCUGUCGUCUGUAUACAACUUGCCGUCGGCCGCCGCGCCGCUGGGGAGAAGUGGGUCCGUGUCGGAACAGUACGGUAUGGAGCCGGCGCCGGCCGCCGCCUACGAGCAGCGACUGCCGACUCUGGUGCCGUUCGGACAAGAGCAGGAGUACGUCGGACGUAAUAGGGAUUCGCCGCAACAACUGAGCAUGAAGACUUCAUACGACCAGGGCGGACGACCAUAUGACAGCGGAAACCAGCCUUAUGAGCAGGGAAGCCAGCGCUACGAUCAGGGCAACCAGUUUUAUGAUCAGAAUGGCCGCCCUUAUGACCAUGGAAAUCACUCUUAUGACCAGGAAAGCGUCUCUUACGACCAGGGCAGCCAGUCGUACGAGCAAGACAGUCAGUCGACAGUCAACGAUCAGGGCAGCUGGACUUACCACCGGGGCACUCCAACCCCGGACCAGUUCAACCAGUCCUACGACCAAAACAGCUCCUACGACCAGUCUUACCAGUCCUAUGACCAGGAGGGUCAGCCCUGCGAUCACGGAAGCCAGCGUUAUGGUCAGGGUAGCAGGCCCUAUGACCAGGAGGCUUACGAUCAGAGAAGUCAGCCUUACGACCAAGGCAGUCAGUCGUACGACCAAGGCAGUCAGCCGUACGAUCAGGACAGCCGGCCUUACAAUCAGAAUAGCCAGCCGUAUGAUCAGGGUCAGCCUUACGACCAAGGUAAUCAGUCUUACAAUCAGGGUAUUCAGUCGUACGACCAGGGUAGCCAGCCUUACGACCAGAGUAGUCAGCCUUACGACCAGGGUAGCCGGCCGCCGUACGAUCGUGACGCCUCGUCUCCGCGGGCUCCGCCGGACGCCCGUGCGUACGGCGGCGCCUGGUCGCCAGCGAGCGGCCAGCCGACGGUGUACGAGGCCCGCCGCCUGGCCGACAGCCGUCCUCCGCCCCCGCCGCCCGGUACCGUGGUGUACGAGCUGCCGAGCGCCGAGUUCGCAGCGCCAGCAGAGCCCAUCUACGCCAACGACGCGCCGCCGCUGCCGCCGCGCACCCACCCGCUGCAGCAGAGUCGCAGCCGCAGCCGCGCCGGCUAUCAGUUUGAUAAGAGGCCGGUGGGUGGUGUGGCCGUUCUGCCGCCGAUGCAGACCGACUCGGACCGGACCGGCAGGGCCCGCUCCCCGACCGGCGGCCGUGACUUCCAGUACGACACGCCCGGCGCGCUCGGCCCCGUCCACGUGGAGAUGGGUGCCGCCGAGCGCGCGGCGCGCCCCUCCUCUGUCUCUCCGACCGGCCGGCCCGCCGGCGCCUUCAGCUACACACCCGGCCUGCGGGCGGACUCGCCGGAGCUGGCCGGCGCCCGCGAGGCGCUGGUCCACUCGGAGAACCCGCGCGCCGCCGAGGCGGCCGCCGGCGGCGAGCCGCAGCCCGGGCCGUCCCGACGCGGGGGCAGUCUGACCAAGUUUGGCACGAAGCGGCUCUCGACCGGCGACUCGGAGACUCCGAAGGCGGAGGCGGGAGCCGAGAAGCGCGCGAAGGUGGGCGGCCGGCCGGCGGACGCUGCCGUGGACCUGGACAGCACUCUGGAGUCGGACCAGGUGCUGCGCCCGCCACUGGUGCCCGCCGCGGGACCGGGGGACCCCCCGCCGGCGUCAAAGGUGGACGGCUGUGACCCGAUCGUGCGGACCGAGGCGGUCAAAUACGGCCCGGGUGGCGUGGGCGGCGGUGCGCCGGCCAGUCCGCCGGCCAGCGCCGAGCCCCUGGUCACCACAGAGACCAGGAAGUACACGGCGAGCUCGGUGGCCGAGUCGCGGCUGGUACAGAGGGCGCCCGCCGUCCGCAGCAGUGACCUGGUCGACCACGACGCCGCCCUGCGGAGAGCCAUCCAGGAGGCCACCGACAUGAACCCCGACAUGACGGUGGAGAAAAUCGAGAUCCAGCAGCACACGGCCAGCUCGCUCCGCUGAGAGGGAGACGCCUGAGCUUGUUGCCGGGUUCCUCCGUUCCGGCGGACCGGAUUCCUCCGUUCCGGCGGACCGGACAGCCAACUGGAGUCGGGUGCCUCCUGAUACCGGCGGGCCAAACAAUCUGCUGACGCCGCCGAGGUUUCGCCAAAAACUGCCGCUGUAUCAUCCGAGCACAUGACAUGGCGUGGCGCGUGCUGCCUCUAUAUCGCUGCUGAAGUGCGUAUACAUAUGCAAGCUACAUUAAUUUUUUACCUGAAUGCUCGCCAAUGAGAACGGAUAAAGACUAAUAAUUAGGUUGAGUUCUAUUUAAGCAGCGGCUCCAAACGAAAUGGCUUAUAACGGAGCAAGCCUAGGUGCGUUUGCAUUCUGUAUAUGUAUGUGUUUUACGUGUGUCGCAGCUAGUUUGUAGGGGGAUCGUAGCCUACAUUAUCACUGAUGGAGAUUAGAAUCAUUUUCCGUAGCUUUUAUUGCGACGCCGCCCGGAGUGAGGCGCGUAUUGCUUUCCUUUCCAUACCACCGAUUUUCAGGAUUUCCGUCUUACUUUGUGUGUGCUCUCUGUGAAGUGUUCGAUUCGUUUGCUAUGCAAUAUGAUUGCAGUGAGGAGUGACGUCCGCGCAGGUGAGCGCAGAGCCGGUCUGUUGAUUGGGCAUUGUUACGCGGCGGUACGCCCGCUGUGGUGAUCGGGUAUGGGGCGCGCCGGACCGCUCCGGCCGCCCGCGCUGCGCGACUCAGUCUCCUGUCUGUGAACGCCUCACCGCCGCCGGCGGAGGGCCGUGGCCUUUUGAUUUUUCAUGCAAGUCGCAUGAUCAAUCUAGUCCUGCGAUUUGAAUGUCGUAUUUUGGCAAAUUGUUAUGCUAAGCGCGGUAGAGUAACUUGAAUCAAAUAUAGCGAUAAAUGCGUGUUUCUGCUGACAAAUAUCGGCAGCGGCGGCCAUAUUUGUCUACCUACGCCGCGCGGUGUUUAACCGACUGGCCAGUUGAUCAGCCUACGCUGCCGUGUAUUGUGUAUCUGUUACUCCCGCAUGGCCGGUGUUCGCCCGUUUGUGACGUGUGCUGCCGAUCAUUUAUCAAUACAUCCGGCCGAUAUCA
Amphibalanus amphitrite is the source of this 7912-nucleotide messenger RNA. RefSeq lists its product as uncharacterized. Gene Ontology annotation, cellular component: cytoskeleton; plasma membrane. Gene Ontology annotation, molecular function: structural molecule activity; actin binding. The coding region runs from base 123 to 6824 and encodes 2233 amino acids. The record is from RefSeq and is a predicted model, not a curated record. The transcript is spliced from 15 exons. NCBI's taxonomy places the organism in Eukaryota, Metazoa, Arthropoda, Thecostraca, Balanomorpha, Balanidae.